GGGUAAUAUAUCCUCAUCUGCUUACUGUGGCCCCCGCCACGGUUUAGCGUGUUUUAGGGGGGACUCGGAGGAUUUCCAUACAGGUGCUCCCGGUCGGAUGGAGCGCCGCUCGUUUGACUAACAAAGCAUCGGGCCGCCGCCCUGCGCAGCGCAGCCUCCUCGUGCCGGGCCGCUACCAACCAGGGAGGAGCGCAAGGGAGUGUCCCCGACCUGCGCACAGACCGCGCACACGGACCCUUGUUCUGGUUUGCGCCGACGGUUCAAAACUACGGGAUUUUGCGCGGACGACGGAUCGAGCUCAGAGUCCUUCAUGUUGAGGUCUGCGCGUUGAACUGCAGCCGCCCCCCCCCCUCACCGCCACCGCCCCCCCCCAUUCACAACCUCCAUCCAUCGGGUUUGUCCGGGAAGUCCAGCAACAAAGAACGAACACACCACCGCGUUCCUCGCUAGGCCCCACGGCAUCCAGAGGGAAAAUACAGACCAUCAAGUCACUGUGUGUGAUUGCGUGCAAUCGAUAGCGGCGGCACCAUGGAUGAGUUAGAUGUUCCACAGAUGAAGAGAGAGAUCGAGAGUCUCCAGUACCAGCUGGCAAUCAACAGAGAGAAGUCCUCUAUCACCGUCACCGAGCUGGUGAAGUGGAUUGAGGGCUGUGUGUGUGAAGACCCAUUCCUGAACCCCGAGCUAAUGAGAGCCAAUCCCUGGGUGGAGAAGGGCAAGUGUGUGAUCCUUUAAUGGUCACACACACACACACACACACACACACACACACACACACACACACGAUGGAUGCACAAAAACGAAAAAAAAAUUUGCACCCACACAAUCAUGAUGCACUCUCACACAUUAUAAUUCAGUCUAUUUAUUUUAAGUCCCACGAAUGCAUUUAAUUUGUGCUGAUGAGUGACAGACUACUUGGCUGCGUGUGUGCGUUUUCAGCACUGAGAAGAGCUGUCUAAAAGUUUUUGUUAGUAAUGGACCACUAAGCAUUGUUAUGAAACGUUUUUAUU
Messenger RNA from Lampris incognitus (smalleye Pacific opah), 1007 nucleotides. RefSeq names its product guanine nucleotide-binding protein G(I)/G(S)/G(O) subunit gamma-13-like. Lineage: Eukaryota; Metazoa; Chordata; Actinopteri; Lampriformes; Lampridae. Gene Ontology annotation, molecular function: G-protein beta-subunit binding. Bases 529 to 732 code for a protein of 67 amino acids. The transcript has 3 exons. The record is from RefSeq and is a predicted model, not a curated record. Gene Ontology annotation, cellular component: heterotrimeric G-protein complex. Gene Ontology annotation, biological process: phospholipase C-activating G protein-coupled receptor signaling pathway; sensory perception of taste.